Messenger RNA from Antechinus flavipes (yellow-footed antechinus), 4064 nucleotides. It is a transcript of the gene GLB1L2, whose product is annotated as galactosidase beta 1 like 2. Gene Ontology annotation, biological process: carbohydrate metabolic process. The record is from RefSeq and is a predicted model, not a curated record. Bases 145 to 2079 code for a protein of 644 amino acids. Gene Ontology annotation, cellular component: vacuole. The transcript is spliced from 19 exons. Lineage: Eukaryota; Metazoa; Chordata; Mammalia; Dasyuromorphia; Dasyuridae. Gene Ontology annotation, molecular function: beta-galactosidase activity.
AAACAGGCUCGGGCUGGCUGGCUGGUUGCGAUCGGGAGCUGGAGCCGGAACCGGAGCCGGAGCCGGAGCCGGAGCCGGGAUCGUGGCCGUGACCCCUGGUAGGAGCAGCAACCGCAGCCACAGCCACUGCCGCCGCCGCCCAAGAUGUGGAGCAGCUCCAGCCGGCGGCGAGAUCUGCGCCGGAAACUUAGCCUCCUGCUACUGGCUAUCAUCGUCUUCCUGCUGGUCCGCAGGUUUAACUGGAGUGAUCUGUUCCCCAUAUGGCGCUGGCACCGACAUUUGGGACUGCAAGCUGAAGGCCCAAACUUCUUGUUGGAAGGCUCCCACUUCCAGAUUUUUGGGGGGUCUAUUCACUACUUUCGAGUGCCCAGGGAAUACUGGAGAGAUCGAUUGCUGAAGUUGAAGGCCUGUGGCUUAAACACUCUCACUACGUAUAUUCCCUGGAAUCUCCAUGAACCAGAAAGAGGGAAGUUUAACUUCAGUGGGAACUUGGACGUAGAGGCCUUUGUCCAGAUGGCAGCAGAUAUUGGGCUAUGGGUGAUUCUGCGCCCUGGUCCCUACAUCUGCAGUGAAUGGGACCUUGGGGGCUUACCCAGCUGGUUGCUCCAGGACUCCAGCAUGGAGCUGAGAACAACCUAUGCCGGUUUCCUGAAAGCUGUGGAUCGGUAUUUUAAUCAUCUGAUUCCCAGGGUGGUUCCACUGCAGUAUAAACAAGGAGGGCCCAUCAUCGCCGUGCAGGUAGAGAAUGAAUACGGCUCUUACGACAAGGACUCCAACUACAUGCCUUACAUCAAGACGGCCCUGUUGAGUCGAGGGAUCAGUGAGCUGCUUAUGACAUCAGACAACAAGGAUGGCCUGAGUGGAGGCUACUUGGAAGGAGUGCUGGCUACCGUCAAUUUAAAGCAUGUGGAUUCCAUGAUUUUCAACUAUCUCCAUUCAUUCCAGGAAAAUAAGCCCACAAUGGUGACAGAAUAUUGGACGGGAUGGUUUGACACAUGGGGUGGCCCCCAUAACAUCGUAGAUGCCGAUGAUGUGGUGGUCACUGUUUCCUCCAUCAUCCAGAUGGGCGCCUCCCUCAACCUUUACAUGUUUCAUGGAGGAACCAACUUUGGUUUCAUGAACGGGGCUCAGCAUUUUGGUGAAUACAUGGCUGAUGUCACGAGCUAUGACUAUGACGCCAUAUUGACUGAAGCUGGGGAUUAUACACCUAAGUUCUUCAAGCUGCGGGAAUUCUUCAGCACCAUCAUAGGUAAUCCACUGCCCCAGCUGCCUGCCUCCACCCCGAAGGCCUCCUACCACGCCGUGAGGCCCUCACACUACCUGUCCCUGUGGGAUGUCUUGGAGCAUGUGGGCAAGAUCUCCUUCUUCCUUUCACAGCCACUUGAGUAUGAGAAGCCUGUCAACAUGGAGAACCUGGAAGUGAACCAAGGCAAUGGCCAGUCCUAUGGGUACAUACUCUAUGAGACUUCUAUCUAUGAAGGAGGCACUCUUUUCUCCAAGGACCACAUUCGGGACCGGGCCCAGGUGUUUGUGAACAGGAUAUACGUUGGCUCCAUGGACUAUGAAAUUGAAGGACUGCCUAUUCCAGAAUAUCAGGGUCACCGUAAGCUGAGUAUCCUGGUGGAGAAUCGUGGUCGAGUCAACUAUGGACAGAAGCUCAAUGAGCAGCGGAAAGGAUUAAUUGGUGAUAUCUAUCUGAAUGAAUCCCCCCUACGGAAUUUCAAAAUCUACAGCCUUGAGAUGAAAGAAAACUUCUUCCAGAGUCUUUCCUCCAUCAAGUGGAAUCAGGUCCCAGAGGAAGCCACAGGUCCAGCCUUCUUCCGGGGGACUCUUCACAUUGACUCCAUAGUGCUGGAUACUUUCCUGAAGCUGGAGGGCUGGUUCAAGGGAGUGGUGUUCAUCAAUGGUCAGAACCUUGGGCGCUUUUGGAACAUUGGUCCCCAGGAAACACUCUACCUCCCAGGCCCUUGGCUACGUCCUGGAAACAAUGAGAUCAUCGUGUUUGAGGAACAGAAGUCAGGGAUGAUCAUCCAGAGCACGGACACACCCUACCUAGGCAGGACCCACUACAUCGAGUGAGCAGCUGGCACCAUUUUACUCAGGGAAUUCCUGGAUGGGACUGGGAAGAAGGAAGUGGAGCCUCCCUUCUCUCCAGAGCCUCUGAAUGCCUUUUUGUUCAGCCCUCCACAAUGAGAGGAUCUUCUUCAGUACCAGCUCUGGGGAGGACCUGCUUUUACCCAUCACCUCUGGGCUGAAGGCUGAAAAGAAUGGAAAGGGAAACUGCCACUAUGGACACGAACCCUUUCUGAGCCAUUUUUGGGGUGUGGGUCUCUAUUUGCCCUGCCAGAUUGUAGAUAAAGGAGAGAAAAUCUUCCACCAGAGUGGUAUUGUUGAAUCUGAUCUUCCUAUGUGAGCUGCUGUGGGUCUCUAUUGUAGAUGGCGAGACCGGUAGGUAAGAAGAAAUUUAGCUUCCAAGCUUCCAAUCUCUGAUGGAUCAGUUGGGAUGUAAAUAUCACUCUCUGUUUUAGCCCUAGUAGUGAUUUAAUCUGGAUGCUGCUAAAGGCAGAGCCUGUGCUUCUAGCAAGGGGCGUUCUUUUGGGGUCUUUCUCAUCUGCUGAAGAAGACAGGUUGAUACCAGUCACUGACAGUUGGGGAUUGGGGAAAGAUGUGGAGCCUGAGGGACACUUUGACUUUCCUUCUCCCUCCCUUCCCCCCAAAAUUCUCUGUUUGCAGGAUGUAAGACAUUCUCCCUCCUUCCUCCUCCCCCCACCCCAAACCUCCAGAACAGAGAUGUGAUGUAACUUGAGUAGAGGCCAAAGGAUGGGGGGUAGUCAGGGCAGGAGGGCUCAGCCAAUUUAUGUAACCCCCCCAUUUAAAAAAUGGAUAUACCCAUUUUCAGUUUUAUUUAAACAGUAAAGGAAGCACUUAUGGAAAGGGAAGGGAGAUGCCCUGAGCUACCACUCUGUACCCCCAAGAAGAGGUCUUUGCGGUGAAUCACUUAAGCACUCAGGGAAUGUGGGACUACCCCAGAGGGGUCUCUGCCAGAUCCCUAUUACCUCCCCUCCCACAAAUCACCUUGUUGAUUCUCCUUUCUUGUCUUCUCUUCCCAAAUCCAAACAGCAGGAGAGGCCGAGGGGGAAGAGACCGGCUCUGGCCUUCUCCUUCCUUUGAGAAUUGUUUCCUUUUUCCACUGUUGAGGUGUUCUGGAAAUGAUGCCCAGUGGGUUGGUUCAGUUGUGUCUGAAUUGCAAUAAAAUCCUUGCUUCAAGUUUUGCUUGAACUCCACUAGUAAGAGCUCGUUUGUGCCAGGAGGCAAAAUAGGGUGAAGGUAGGCUACCAUCUGCCUCUUGGAUAACUCUGGGCCAUAGGAGAGGGAUUAGUCCACUCUUAAAUUAUCCUGGGCCCUCAAUUUUCUUAAUCUGGCUCCUUUGCAGUCCUUGCUUUUCUGGCUUUACAGUGCUCAAUGGCAGCUCUCUCCAGGACAGGGUGGGCUGGGGCACCAAGGAAGGGAGAGGAAAUUCUGUCAGCAAUCUUCCUCCCAGGCAAUGGAGGAGAAUGAAGUGUGCUUUCACCCUGCUGUAUAUCAGCCUAAGUGGCAAGGGCUCUGAUUUGAACAAAAUCCCUCCAAGCAGCAAGAGACUGGGGAGAACCUGGUUGGGAGGCCCGCAGGGAAACCAUGGGGGUGGUUUUGAUGAGGUUGUGCUUGAAAAAUAAGACCCACAGGCUGAAGGUUAGGGAUGUGCGGAACAGCUGGGGAGGUAGCUAAAUUUUCAGCAUAAGGAUUUAUACCUCAGGAAUGGAAACCCUCAAACUGAAACAUUCAUUUUGUUAUUAGACCAGUGACUUCAAACUCAAUUAGAAACAGGGGACCAUUAAUCCUGACAUAAGAUUCCCUGCAGGCCACAUAUUGACCUACUUUUUAAGAUGUAAUUUUUACCUAUGUUUUAUUUCAUCUUAUUUAUUUUGUUAAAUAUCUCCCAAUUACAUUUUAAUAUUUUGUCAGCCCAGGAAUGCUUGACACCUCUGGUCAAGACUUAAAGUUGUGAAUAAUGCAGCUAAAACUUG